AUAAACUCAGCAACACUAAUUUAAUUUACAUUUGUCGUUAAAAAUGUCCCUUUGUUUUUAUUAAGUUUAUAAUUUUAAAGAUUCAUAAUAAUUUGAAGGCAGCAAUGGCUACUAUUACUAUGGACUCUCCUACAGCUGUUCGAAAAGUGGUUGUUCAUCUGAGAGCCACUGGUGAUGCUCCCAUUCUGAAGCAAGCAAAGUUCAAGAUACCUGGAACUGACAAAUUCGCCAAAGUUAUCGACUUUUUAAGACGACAACUUCAUCGAGACACCAUGUUUGUGUAUGUGAACAGUGCAUUCUCACCAAACCCUGAUGAAUCUGUCAUUGAUCUUUACAACAAUUUCGGUUUCGAUGGUAAACUAGUUGUCAACUAUGCUUGUUCUAUGGCCUGGGGUUAAGUUAACACAUACCAGUGAUGAAGUUCAUUUUAUUUCAUUUCACAGAUAUGGUGCUGGCUGGCAUGAUGGGCAAGGAAGACUUUGAUUACAUUUAGGAAUGAAUAUACCAAAUUGAACAAAGCAAGCACUAAUUCUCUUAUGUAAAAAAAUUUACUGAAAUUAUUCAACUUACAAAGAAAGGUUGGUUAUGGAUUGUGUUGAUAAUUUUUCUCCAUUUGAAUUUUGAAUACAACAAUGGAUAAUAUAAUGAUACCAUAAAUAAAUAGAGCAAACUUAUUUUGUUUUA
Cannabis sativa is the source of this 684-nucleotide messenger RNA. RefSeq names its product ubiquitin-like protein ATG12. The transcript is spliced from 6 exons. Gene Ontology annotation, biological process: autophagy of mitochondrion; C-terminal protein lipidation; nucleophagy. The coding region runs from base 105 to 398 and encodes 97 amino acids. Gene Ontology annotation, cellular component: cytoplasm; phagophore assembly site membrane; Atg12-Atg5-Atg16 complex. Lineage: Eukaryota; Viridiplantae; Streptophyta; Magnoliopsida; Rosales; Cannabaceae. The record is from RefSeq and is a predicted model, not a curated record.